CGCCCGCGCCGCUCCCCGAGUCACCCGCCGCCCCUUCGCGUCCGGGAGCUCCAGCCGCGGGGCCCCGGAGGCUCCCGGUCCCUGGCCUCCCCUGCUGGGUUCGGGGUGGUUGGCCGUGGACUCGCCCCGACAACAGUCCCUUCCGUCCAGCCGCCCGCCCCAGGAUGUCCCCCCACCGCAGCCCCGCCGUGGCCAGGAGGUUUGGGCGGCCACGCCGGAGAGACCCACGGCGGCGCCGGACGCCCGCCCUUCCUAGGCCCUGGCCCGGCCGGGGUGGGCCGGGACGUUCCCUGUUGCACAGGCAUUUAUUUAUUCAGCAGCUACUACGUGCUGGCCGGCACUGCCGAGGGACCGGACGCCUGCCCCAGGCGGGACAAUGCCGGGUGCAGCGCUGGCGGGGCCUGGACCCCAAGCUUCAGGGUCCCCAGCCCCUCAGUCAGAGGGGGCGCCUCCCAGGCCCUGGACUCUUCUCCAGCCGGGUCUACACCACCGUCCCCCGUCAUCUUCUUCUGGGUUAUUGAGCAGCUUCUUUUAAAAUAGCAACACCGAGGAAGGCCCCGAAGCCCAGUCUUGCACCUCGUGGUGUGAAGUCGUUUAAUCCUGCCCGCUAAUGCGUAAGGACUUUCCACCGUGUGCAGGACUCGGCGCUGGGCAGGGGCUCUCGCAGGGUUUGAACCGACC
Pongo pygmaeus (Bornean orangutan) is the source of this 681-nucleotide messenger RNA. RefSeq lists its product as uncharacterized. The coding region runs from base 165 to 521 and encodes 118 amino acids. The transcript has a single exon. The record is from RefSeq and is a predicted model, not a curated record. NCBI's taxonomy places the organism in Eukaryota, Metazoa, Chordata, Mammalia, Primates, Hominidae.